GUUUCUUUCAGGAUAUUUCUACAGGAUAGAGGACAACAUAAAUUUACUGUAAUAACAAGUACCAGAAUACCUAUUACUGCUUUAAAAUGAUAAAUAUCGAAUCUAGUUGAACAGCUUGAGCCUACACAAGUCAUGUUGUUUCUUUUCUUUUUUAACAUCAGAUGACAGCAGAGAAAAUUACCAUUGUAUGAUUGUUUUUAAUCAAGUUUAUCAAAUCCACUGGCACAUAUUUAACAAUUAUACUUAAAAAAACUAAAAAAAAAAACCUAAAAAAAAAAACUAUAGUCAUAUUUAUUAACACGCAAAUGCCAAUAGACAAUGUAAGCCAACCUUUAUAGAGCUAAAUAUUUAUAUACUGCCACUUGGUGGGGUAAACUGUGGAGAAAAUAAAAACGUAAAAAAUGAAUAAAAAAAAAAGUACUGCCUCUAAAUAAGCGAAAUAAGGGUACUUAAGUACAAUACUUCAAACUUGCACGAAAGCAAAUAAAUAAAUAAAGUAACAAGUGUGGUAACCUGAGAGCAACUGUGCCAUGAACUACAGUUACCAUGGUAAAUUUCUCUAAGGGGGUAUGAGGCCACCUUUUUCGUUUUAACGAAGUUCAGUUUUGGUAAAGGCAUUAAAUGCUGAAACUGUAAGUAUUUUUGCGGUUAAUGAGUUGAAUGGGCGUCAAAUAUUCGACAGGUGAGUUGCAGGUAAACUUGACCUCAGUUCGUUAAACCUGUGCUGCAGCUCGUGCCGGGGGCGGGCGCGUGGCUGCCGUUCUCAUGGAAAACGGUGCGUUUCAGGGCUGUCCGCAUAGCGAGCUGACAGCUUCACUAUACAAUGGCACAAUGAGCAAUGCUACUGUUCGCUGGGUUUCAGCUGAACCCUACAGGUGAUGUCACAACGCGAGACCCGAGUAAUAGGAUCUGGGACAUCUCACCCCUACUUAAACCUGACACAUCGAGCUCGCGGCUGUGGAUGCGCUUUUGAGAGGGAUCCCGUCAUUCCCAUCCUUUAACAAAAUGACAGGUGUGUUUGCCUACGAGAGCUCUGAAGUGGACUGGUGUGAGGACAACUAUAAACAUUCAGAGAAUGUUGUGGAAUAUUUCAACACGAUGAGCAGUUUCAUAUUCUUUGUGAUCUCACCCAUAAUGCUUUACCUGCUACACCCAUAUGCCAAAGAAAGAAACCUGGCUGUGCACCUGGUCUGGAUCAUGAUGGUCUUUGUAGGUCUCUUCUCCUUGUAUUUUCACAUGACUCUGAGUUUUAUGGGCCAGAUGCUGGAUGAGCUGUCAAUCCUGUGGGUUUUGGCUAUUGGCUACUCCCUGUGGUUCCCACGCAGACACUUCCCCUCUUUUAUUAAGGACAGGAGAAUGUUUUCUCAUAUGGUUCUGAUCAUCACUGUUAUAAGCACUCUGUCCUCUUUUAUCAAACCUACAGCCAAUGCCUACGCUCUCAACUGCUUCGCCAUCCAUAUCCUGUACUGUCUGUUUGUGGAAUUAAGGAGUUGCACAGAUGAGAGAGUGCUGCGUCUGGCCUGGGCAUCCAUUGGCCUGUGGGUUCUGGCUAUCUCCUGCUGGAUUAGCGAUCGCUUUGGCUGCAGCUUCUGGCAGAAACUGGACUUCUGUUAUCUGCAUGGUAUCUGGCACAUUCUGAUUGUGGUGGCCACCGCUUAUGGUAGCACUUUGAUUGCUUACUUGGACGCUAGUCUGGAGAUCCCACAUUCCCUACCUGACCUGCAGUACUGGCCACGGAAUAAAUGGUCCGUUGGGCUUCCUUACAUAGUCCUCAAAGGCACCACGAAGACACGGAAGAGAUGCUAGCAGGCACGACAAGAUGAACAAACCUCAUAUUUAAAGCUUAAUUUAACGCUGAUUUAGGACCAGCCUUUACAUUUCCAAAAUGGUGAAUAUAUUUAUAUGGGCAGGAAGGAGCUGAUCCUAGAUCAGUACCCUGAGCCACUGUACGUUAUGUGAACACUGAAGAAAAACUUGUUAUAUGAAACAAAUGUUGUGCUGAAAUUGUUGCAGUUUCUGGAACUUUCUCCACAUUUCUCACAGAACCUGAAACUGAAGUGUGUGUGUGUGUGUGUGUGAAUGUUUCUAUGCAAGUGACUGUUCAAUGAACAACAUGCUGUUGUUAUGUAAAAUUUAAUAUUUGCACUGUUGUGACAAGAUUGAAUGUAUGUACAAAGCAUUCUCCAUUUUACUUGAUUUACUUAAUACGAAUCGGAGGCUUUUUAUACCAGCUGACUGAGAAAAUUGUCAUAAGCAACUACUCGAUUCAUGGGUGAAACUUGAAUACUAAUUGUAAUAGAAAUGUUAGAUUAAUAGUCUGUUCUGAGGAUGAAAAUCAUGAUGCCUGUUCAAUGUGAGAUGUCACUUUCUGAAAUGAUUUUCUCACAUCAAUGGUGAAAUCAUUUUUUUUUUACAAAUGUAAUAACUGGGAUUAUGUAUUUUGGUGUGGCAUUUUUAAUUUUUUUUUU
Messenger RNA from Cyprinus carpio (common carp), 2468 nucleotides. RefSeq names its product alkaline ceramidase 1 (gene acer1). NCBI's taxonomy places the organism in Eukaryota, Metazoa, Chordata, Actinopteri, Cypriniformes, Cyprinidae. Gene Ontology annotation, biological process: ceramide metabolic process. The record is from RefSeq and is a predicted model, not a curated record. Gene Ontology annotation, molecular function: hydrolase activity, acting on carbon-nitrogen (but not peptide) bonds, in linear amides. Gene Ontology annotation, cellular component: membrane.